AUGGACCGCAGCCUGAAGAACGUGCUGGUGGUUUCCUUCGGGUUCCUCCUGCUCUUCACGGCCUACGGGGGGCUGCAGAAUCUGCAGAGCAGCCUCAACAGUGAGGCUGGCCUUGGCGUGACGUCUCUCAGCACCCUCUAUGGAGCCAUCCUUCUGUCCUCCAUGUUCCUCCCCCCACUCCUCAUCAAGAAAUUUGGCUGCAAAUGGACCAUUGCCGGCUCCAUGUGCUGCUACGUGGCCUUCUCCCUGGGAAACUUCCACGCCAGCUGGUACACCUUGAUCCCCACCUCCAUACUGCUCGGCCUGGGAGGCGCCCCCCUCUGGUCCGCCCAAUGCACGUACAUCACCAUCCUGGGAAACAGGCACGCAGAGGAAGCAGGCGAAGCCAGCAAAGACGUGGUCAGCCAGUACUUUGGAAUCUUCUUUCUCAUAUUCCAGUCGUCUGGUGUGUGGGGCAAUUUGAUUUCAUCUCUGGUAUUUGGCCAGACUCCCACUCAAGAGGAUCUUCCGGAUGAGGAGUUCCUGCACUGUGGGGCCAGUGAUUGCCUGAUGGCCACCGAGCCCACCAACAGCACCCAGCGCCCGACCCAGGAGCUCAUUUACACACUAGUAGGCAUCUACACAGGAUGCGGCUUGCUGGCAGUCUUGCUCGUAGCAGUAGUUCUGGAACCAAUACAAGAUCCCCAGCAGAAAAGUGAAGGAGAAAAGUUGCAUCUGUGGUCCAACUUACUGGCGACUUUCAAGCUCCUCAGAGACCCGCGGCUGCGCCUCCUGAUUCUGCUGCCCAUGUACAGUGGCUUCGAGCAGGGGUUCCUGGCUGGCGACUACACAAAGUCCUAUGUCACCUGUGCCCUGGGCAUCCACUUCGUGGGCUACGUGAUGAUCUGCUUCUCAGCCACCAACGCGCUGUGCUCCCUGCUGUACGGAAAGCUGUCACAGUACACAGGGCGCGUCGCCAUCUACGUGCUGGGCGCACUGACCCACCUGUGCUGCAUCAUUGCCCUCCUGCUGUGGAAGCCCUAUCCUGACCAGCUGGCUGUGUUCUUCAUCUUCUCCGCCCUCUGGGGCUUGUCAGACGCUGUGUGGCAGACCCAAAACAACGCUCUUUAUGGCACUCUGUUUGAGAAGAAUAAGGAGGCUGCCUUUGCAAAUUACCGCCUGUGGGAGGCGCUGGGGUUCGUCAUUGCAUUUGGAUAUAGCACAUAUUUAUGUGUCUACACCAAACUCUACAUCCUGCUAGGAAUCCUGAUUGUGACUAUGGUGGCUUAUGGAACUGUUGAGCGUCUAGAGGCCAAGACCCAGAUCAAGCCACUUGCUAAAGAGCAGACAAACCAAGCACAGGAAGAAGAAGAAAUGCAAACAAAAAUGUGA
Loxodonta africana (African savanna elephant) is the source of this 1371-nucleotide messenger RNA. RefSeq names its product unc-93 homolog A (gene UNC93A). The record is from RefSeq and is a predicted model, not a curated record. The transcript has 8 exons. Bases 1 to 1371 code for a protein of 456 amino acids. NCBI's taxonomy places the organism in Eukaryota, Metazoa, Chordata, Mammalia, Proboscidea, Elephantidae.